AUGACAGCUUUCAACGGGGGCGAGGCCUCGCUACCCUCCAAAAUCCCUUUCUGGCGUCUGAUUUUCGAUCAAAAAGUCAUCACGGAAGAAGUAGCUAGAUACCCUUAUGCGGGAUCUGGCACUGAAGAUGAUCCUUACGCAGUUGUCUGGAUACCACGCGAUCCUCGUAACCCGAUGAACUUCCGCACAGUCAAGAAAUGGGCGAUUACGAUCUUAGUCUCAUUUGUCACACUAGCAGUGGCCUUGGUAUCAUCCGCUUAUUCAGGUGGAAUGAGUCAGAUCAUUGAGGAUUUUGGUGUUGCAGAAGAGGUAGCCAUCCUUGGAGUAUCGCUCUUCGUCCUAGGAUUUGCCAUCGGCCCUCUGAUCUGGGCACCACUUAGCGAGAUCUUCGGUCGUCGUCAUAUAUUCACGAUUAGUUUCGCAUUCUUGACUGCUUUUAAUGCUGGUGCCGCAGGAUCCAAAAAUAUCCAGACCCUCAUCAUUCUCCGGUUCCUGGCUGGCUGCUUCGGAUCUUCGCCAUUCGGAAAUGCAGGCGGCACGAUCGCAGACCUGUUUCCAGCCUCGCAGCGUGGUAUUGCAAUUAGCUUCUUUGCCGCAGCGCCGUUCCUGGGUCCAACAAUUGGUCCGAUCAUUGGAGGCUUCCUUGCUACAGGAGCUGGCUGGCGCUGGGUCGAGGGAUUCCUCGCUGCCUUUUCCGGUGUGCUCUGGCUGUGCAUUAUUUUCCUGCUCCCAGAAACCUACGCUCCGGUUCUUCUCCGUCGCCGAGCCGCAAAGCUCUCUGAGAUGACCGGGCAGGUAUACCGCAGUAAGCUUGAUAUUGAGCGCGGGCCGGUGCCAAUAGGCAAGACGCUUAAGACGGCCCUGUCUCGCCCAUGGAUGCUAUUAUUCCGCGAACCGAUCGUGCUUCUUUGUUCUAUCUAUAUGUCGAUUAUUUACGGAACGCUCUAUAUGCUUUUCGCCGCUUACCCGAUCGUGUUCCAGGAAGUCCGCGGUUGGAGUGAAGGCAUAGGCGGCCUCGCUUUCUUGGGUAUUCUAGUCGGAAUGCUCUGCGCUGUUGCUUAUACCUUCCCAGAGAAUACGCGAUACGCAAAGAAAUGCUCCGAGACAACCGAUCGACUCGCACCGGAGCUCCGACUUCCUCCCAGUAUGGUCGGUGCCGUCGCCCUCCCAAUCGGACUCUUCUGGUUCGCUUGGACGAACUCUCCCAGCAUCCAUUGGAUGGUAUCCAUCGCGGCCGGUGCUCCAUUCGGAUUCGGCAUGGUUCUCGUCUUUCUAAGUGUAUUCAACUACCUCAUCGACUCGUAUACGAUCUUCGCUGCCUCCGUCUUGGCAGCUAACUCGGCGCUCCGCUCGUUAUUCGGCAUGGCCUUUCCGCUUUUCACCACAUAUAUGUAUCAAAACCUAGGCAUCCACUGGGCGUCUUCCAUCCCUGCAUUCCUAUCGCUGGCUUGCGUACCAUUCCCAUUUAUCUUCUACAAAUACGGAGCUCAGAUCCGCCAGCGGUGCACCUUCGCUGCUGAAGCAGAUGCGUUCAUGCGCCGGCUCGCUGAGAAGAACCAGGCAGAGAUUGCCCAGGAGAAGACGGAGACGACUGCCACGGCUGCAGAUGGUAACGAUAGUGACAGUGAUUCUUUGUCUACUGUCCCAUCGCGGAUUAGCAUUAGCCGACGUAUGUCGCGUGCGUCGCGGGCUUCUCGACAGUCUGGACGAUCAUUGCAUCGCACUGCUACUGCGACGCAGUAUGAGGAAAAUCCGUACGACCUUGACUUGGUCAAUACUCGGCAGUCAGCUAUCAGUGGCCAUCACAAGAAUUAA
This is a messenger RNA of Penicillium odoratum, 1815 nucleotides long. Its product is annotated as MFS transporter. Bases 1 to 1815 code for a protein of 604 amino acids. The transcript has a single exon. Gene Ontology annotation, molecular function: fluconazole transmembrane transporter activity. The record is from RefSeq and is a predicted model, not a curated record. NCBI's taxonomy places the organism in Eukaryota, Fungi, Ascomycota, Eurotiomycetes, Eurotiales, Aspergillaceae. Gene Ontology annotation, biological process: xenobiotic detoxification by transmembrane export across the plasma membrane.